Medioppia subpectinata is the source of this 822-nucleotide messenger RNA. Lineage: Eukaryota; Metazoa; Arthropoda; Arachnida; Sarcoptiformes; Oppiidae. The record is from the annotation of a GenBank genome assembly.
AUGGAAAACCCUCCAAAAGGAGUGUUACUUUAUGGCCCACCUGGUACUGUUGACGCAUUUGGAGGGACUCGUUUUGGGGAUGGAGAAGACAAUGAAGUUCAGCGAACAAUGCUGGAGCUAAUCAAUCAAUUGGACGGAUUUGAUAAUCGUGGGAAUGUCAAGGUUCUGAUGGCUACAAAUAGACCUGAUACACUUGAUCCGGCAUUGUUGCGUCCAGGAAGACUAGAUAGAAAAAUAGAGUUUGGAUUGCCCGAUCUUGAAGGGAGAGUAAAAAUACUGGAAAUCAAUGCCAGAACAAUGAGUGUUGAGAAAAGUAUUCGUUUUGAUCUUCUCGCAAGAUUGUGCAAUGGAGCAACUGGAGCUGAGCUGAGGUCUGUCUGUAUUGAAGCUGGGAUGUUUGCGAUAAGAGAAAGGAGAAAGAUAGCUACCGAAGAUGAUUUCUUUAAAGCAGUAGAUAAAGUUAUCAAAGAAGGAAGCAACUUGGGCAAGGAACGUUCGGGCAGUUCAUCUAAUACAAAAACGAUGUGCACGGUGUUCUAUGCCCAAUCUAGAUACUAUCGAGCGCCUGAGGUUAUAUUGGGCAUUCCUUACACAAAUAUGGUUGAUAUGUGGUCCUUUGGAUGUAUUGCUUAUGAGAUGAUUUGUGGUGAUCCGUUAUUUCCUGGAAAGGACAACUGCGAUCAAAUCAAUCGGAUUUAUGAUUUUUUUGGAAAUACCUUCCCAAUAAUGAUGCUUGAUCACGGAAAAAACACCACAAAGUACUUUAACAAAGUAGAAGGGACUUACAAGACAAAGAUAUCCGGAGGCGGAGCUACUUACUGA